AACACUAUAUUUCAUCACAUAUAUAUAGUUGGUUGUGCUUCCAUCAAAUGUACUAACUCCAUAUAAAAAAAAUAAAGCUUUUAACUGCUACAAUAACGGUGAUUUGACGCGUCAUCAAAUCACCGGAAGAAAAAUGCAAGACUACAAGUUCUGAACGUUCUAAAUGGGGGCGGGUCUUGAAGCGAAAUGAUUGACAGGUGAGCGUCACAAAAAAUGAUGGACGAUACCGACCGCAGUUUUUUGGUUGCUGAGGAGAAUAAUGCCGGAGAAUAUGAAGGCUAUUUAUUUGAGCCAGAAUAUUCUCCCGAUGAAAUAAGGCAACGGAGGGAACAACAGCAGGCAGCUCUGGCUAGUAGCGCCAUCGUUGCGUCUGAACGUUCUCGAGCUGACAGCAGUUGGUGGUGCUCCUGUCAACAUUGCCCACAACAACGAACAGAAGUGGAGUCACUUUGUUGUCAGGAAUGGAACCGCGGUCAGUUUUUGCUGAGAGAGGCAGAGGAGAUGGAACACGGAUCCGAGCUGUCCUGCCUAAACCAACACAGCAGCUUUCAAGCUCAUCUGGACAGAGGGGUCCUGGAAACGUUUUUCCACUUGGAGAGAAUUAAUUGGAGGAAACAGAGAAGAUCACAGGGCCCAGGAGGACAACUGUCAAAUAGACAAUUGCGUUUGGUUGGCUAUCGAAUAAUUCUGGAAUGGGUGCUAAGAGGCGAGCGUUUGGGGAGACACAACCGAGCAGUUCUCCCCGCCUGCGUCGUGGAUGCUGUAAGGCAACGGUAUCCGUCCCCUGACGGCCAAUACACUGGUUUCCUCGAAGUGAGAGAGGCAGCAGAAGGAAUCGAGUAGACUAAGUUACUGCUCAACAAAUGUAAAUAUUUUUUGGGUGCUGUUAAUAAAAAUGUAUUUUGUUUUUGGA
Misgurnus anguillicaudatus (oriental weatherfish) is the source of this 913-nucleotide messenger RNA. RefSeq lists its product as uncharacterized. NCBI's taxonomy places the organism in Eukaryota, Metazoa, Chordata, Actinopteri, Cypriniformes, Cobitidae. The record is from RefSeq and is a predicted model, not a curated record.